Molecule: messenger RNA, 4833 nt
Organism: Condylura cristata (star-nosed mole)
Lineage: Eukaryota; Metazoa; Chordata; Mammalia; Eulipotyphla; Talpidae
Gene: SLC4A8
Product: solute carrier family 4, sodium bicarbonate cotransporter, member 8
Exons: 25
Coding region: 177-3455 (1092 amino acids)
Biological process (GO): regulation of intracellular pH; bicarbonate transport; transmembrane transport
Cellular component (GO): plasma membrane
Molecular function (GO): solute:inorganic anion antiporter activity; sodium:bicarbonate symporter activity; monoatomic anion transmembrane transporter activity
Source: RefSeq, a predicted model, not a curated record
AUUGGCUGCGGCGACGCCUCGCGGGCCGGUGGCUAUGGAGGCGGCGGCGCCCGAUGGUUGACCGUUGGCUCCGGGGUUGGGGUCGCGGCUCGGGCUGUUCGGGCGGACCCGACCGGAGCGCGCGGGCGGCAGACGCUCGGCCCAGAGCUCGCGGGGAGGCCUAGCGCGGCUGUGCCAUGCGGGCGGGGAGCAGCGAGCCCGACGGCGUCCUCAGCUACCAGAGACCAGAUGAAGAAGCUGUGGUGGAUCAGGGAGGGACCAGCACAAUUCUCAACAUUCACUAUGAGAAAGAAGAGCUGGAAGGUCACAGAACUCUGUACGUGGGGGUUCGGAUGCCACUGGGCCGACAGAGCCAUCGGCACCACCGAACCCACGGCCAGAAGCACAGGAGACGAGGUCGGGGCAAAGGAGCCAGCCAGGGGGAGGAAGGCCCCGAAGCCCUGGCCCACGACACACCGUCUCAGCGCGUUCAGUUCAUUCUUGGCACCGAGGACGAUGAAGAGCAUGUGCCACACGAACUGUUCACAGAGCUCGAUGAGAUCUGUGUGAGAGAGGGAGAAGAGGCUGAGUGGAAGGAGACGGCCAGGUGGCUGAAGUUUGAAGAAGAUGUCGAGGAUGGGGGAGAGCGCUGGAGCAAGCCUUAUGUGGCAACCCUUUCGUUGCACAGUCUCUUUGAGCUGAGGAGCUGUCUUAUUAACGGAACAGUCCUUCUGGAUAUGCGUGCAAAUAGCAUAGAAGAAAUUUCAGACUUGAUCCUGGACCAGCAGGAGCUGUUUAGUGACCUGAGUGACAGCACGAGGGUUAAAGUGCGGGAAGCCCUUCUCAAAAAGCACCAUCAUCAGAAUGAAAAGAAGAGAAAUAACCUCAUUCCGAUUGUUCGCUCUUUCGCUGAAGUUGGUAAGAAGCAGUCUGAUCCACAUUCGAUGGAUAAAAAUGGCCAGACUGUGUCUCCUCAGUCUGUUCCUUCUGCGAAUCUUGAAGUGAAAAAUGGGAUGAAUUGUGAACACAGUCCUGUGGAUUUAAGCAAGGUGGACCUUCAUUUCAUGAAGAAAAUCCCCACAGGGGCAGAGGCCUCAAACGUCCUGGUCGGAGAGGUGGACGCUCUCGGCCGCCCCAUCGUCGCCUUUGUGAGGCUGUCGCCGGCUGUUCUCCUCUCGGGCCUGACGGAAGUUCCCAUCCCCACUAGAUUCUUGUUUAUCCUGUUGGGCCCAGUAGGGAAAGGUCAGCAGUACCAUGAGAUUGGCAGAUCCAUGGCCACCAUCAUGACCGACGAAAUUUUUCAUGAUGUGGCGUACAAGGCAAAAGAGCGAGAUGACCUGCUGGCAGGGAUUGACGAGUUCCUGGACCAGGUGACUGUGCUCCCUCCGGGAGAGUGGGACCCGUCCAUUAGAAUUGAACCACCCAAGAACGUCCCUUCCCAGGAGAAAAGGAAAAUGCCUGGAGUUCCAAAUGGAAAUAUUUGCCACAUAGAACCAGAACCGCAUGGGGGUCACAGCGGUCCGGAACUGCAGCGCACGGGGCGGCUGUUUGGGGGCUUGGUGCUGGACAUCAAGCGGAAGGCCCCUUGGUACUGGAGCGACUACCGGGACGCACUCAGCCUGCAGUGUCUGGCCUCCUUCCUGUUCCUGUACUGCGCCUGCAUGUCGCCUGUCAUCACCUUUGGGGGGCUGCUCGGAGAAGCCACGGAGGGGCGAAUAAGUGCAAUCGAGUCCUUGUUUGGUGCCUCCAUGACUGGGAUCGCUUAUUCCUUAUUUGCGGGACAGGCUCUUACCAUCCUGGGGAGUACUGGGCCAGUGCUCGUCUUCGAAAAGAUUUUGUUCAAAUUCUGCAAAGACUACGCCCUUUCAUACCUGUCCCUGCGGGCUUGUAUCGGGCUGUGGACUGCCUUCCUCUGUAUCGUCCUCGUGGCAACUGAUGCCAGUUCCCUGGUCUGCUACAUUACCCGCUUCACUGAAGAAGCAUUUGCCUCUCUGAUUUGCAUUAUCUUCAUCUAUGAAGCAAUAGAAAAGCUGAUUCACCUGGCAGAGACCUACCCUGUCCACAUGCACAGCCAGCUGGACCACCUUAGCCUGUACUAUUGCAGGUGUACUCUUCCAGAGAAUCCAAAUAAUCACACCCUACAGUACUGGAAGGAGAAGAAUAUUGUGGCAGCAGACGUCCACUGGGCCAACCUGACAGUUAGUGAAUGCCAAAAGAUGCAUGGAGAAUUCACGGGAUCUGCGUGUGGCCAUCAUGGACCUUAUACUCCCGAUGUGCUCUUUUGGUCCUGUAUUCUCUUCUUCACCACCUUCAUCCUCUCCAGUACCUUAAAGACAUUUAAGACAAGCCGCUAUUUCCCGACCAGAGUUCGCUCCAUGGUGAGUGACUUUGCUGUUUUCCUCACUAUCUUCACAAUGGUGAUUAUUGAUUUUUUUAUUGGAGUCCCAUCGCCAAAGCUUCAGGUUCCCAGUGUGUUCAAGCCAACAAGAGACGAUCGAGGGUGGAUUAUUAGUCCCAUUGGCCCCAACCCCUGGUGGACUGUGAUAGCAGCGGUGAUCCCAGCUCUUCUCUGCACUAUCCUGAUAUUCAUGGACCAGCAGAUCACAGCUGUCAUCAUUAACAGGAAGGAACACAAGCUCAAGAAAGGUUGUGGCUACCACCUGGACCUGCUGAUGGUGGCCAUCAUGCUGGGUGUCUGCUCCGUCAUGGGCCUGCCCUGGUUUGUGGCUGCAACUGUCCUGUCUAUCACACACGUGAACAGCCUCAAGCUGGAAUCUGAGUGCUCUGCUCCGGGAGAGCAGCCCAAGUUCUUGGGCAUUCGAGAGCAGAGAGUAACAGGCCUUAUGAUCUUUGUGCUGAUGGGCUGCUCCGUCUUCAUGACCACUGUAUUAAAGUUCAUCCCAAUGCCAGUGCUCUAUGGCGUCUUCCUCUACAUGGGCGUUUCUUCCCUACAGGGAAUUCAGUUCUUCGACCGGCUGAAGCUCUUCGGGAUGCCCGCCAAGCACCAGCCGGACUUCAUCUACCUGCGGCACGUGCCCCUGCGCAAAGUGCACCUCUUCACCCUCAUCCAGCUCACCUGCCUCGUGCUGCUCUGGGUCAUCAAGGCGUCUCCGGCGGCCAUCGUCUUUCCAAUGAUGGUUUUGGCCUUGGUCUUUGUCAGGAAAGUCAUGGAUCUCUGUUUCUCUAAGCGAGAACUGAGCUGGUUGGAUGACCUCAUGCCCGAAAGCAAAAAGAAGAAGCUGGACGAUGCAAAAAAGAAGGCCAAGGAGGAGGAGGAGGCUGAGAAAAUGUUAGAAAUGGGGGGAGACAAGUUCCCCUUAGAGAACAGGAAGUUACUAAGUAGUCCUGGAAAGAACAGCAGUUUCAGAUGUGACCCCUCUGAGAUUAAUAUAUCUGAUGAAAUGCCGAAGACCACGGUCUGGAAAACUCUCAGUAUGAAUUCUGGAACUACCAAGGAAAAAAGUCUCUUCAACUGAAAGUCUUCGCCGGGAUGGAAGGUUUGGGCCGUGAGGUGCCUCAGGGAAAUUCUGCUUACAGAGAAGACGGUGAAUGGCGCAGAGGAGCGAGACCGGCCUGGCCCCGCUCCUGGUCCUGUGGAAGCCAUGCUGCACAUUGCGACAUUCACGCGGGGUGGGCGUGAGGGGGCCGCCCCCGCGGGGCUGCCCUUGCUCCGGGCCCUCCCCACGGCCUCGCUGGGGACCCUGCCUCCAUUUCCAGUCAUUCUUCCCAAACAUUCUGCUGGCGUGCGAGCCGCCCGGAUGCAGCCUGCCACUGAGCGCUCCUCCGACAGGAUCCCUCUUCCUGAAGGGUGGGGUGCGGGUAGGAAGGCAACAGAAAGAAGAGGGGCAGCCCCCCGGGCCCCGAGACUCUGCGGCGGCGCGAGGCGGCCGGUUUGGCGCCGCCUGGGGCGUUUGCUGCUGGGGUUCAGAGGCCUGCGGGGAAGGCGCCUCGUUGCUCGCUGGCCAGGAGGACGCGGGGUUGCUGAGGCGCGGGCGGGAGAAGGCUCCUGAAUGCUUCUCUUCUUCGGGAGGAGCGAUUGCUAGAAUGAGCCUGAGUUAGUACGGGGGGCGAGGUUAGGUGCGGAAGGAGUCACGGGGUCUGCUUUCUGGGUCUCGGAACAAUUCGGCCAUAGCGGUAGGUAGAAGUGAGGUAUGAGGUGUUUCUUUGGCCGUUGUGGGGCCCUCAGGCCGGUCUCUUGGCGCGUGGACUCCUCCCUGGGGGCAUCCAAGUGCUUAGGUCUCUUCUCCUCAGCUGCCUCAGGAGCGAGCCACCGUCAGCUCUGAGGACCAAAGCACCUUCAGCCACGUGGUCUUUUAGUCAGUUUGGUUCUGGCUCUCAGACGGGAAAAGCCACACUGGAAAGUGUAGUGGUAAGAUUUAUUUUGCAUUCAGUUUAAAACUUUAUAGUUUUCUCCAUUGCACUGAUUUUCAAGGAUGUGGGUUCCGUGGACUUCCUUCCCUGUGCGCACAGAAUGUGGCGAGAAAGCCGGUCGGUACGCAGGGACGCGACCGGUCGUCUUCCACCCUGAGGAAUCUUGCUGGGGCGGACAUUUUGCCAGCGAGCUUUCCUUCGUGGGCGGAGACUGGACGUAUCACCUUGCUGAAUCUCACAUUCCUUGGACUCUUACAAUGUAUUGGUGUAUUCCGGUCUUAAAGACUUUUGAUAUUGAAAGUCUCUCGCAUUUAUUUCAUCUUUCACUGUCCUCUGGAGCCACGGCCGGUUUUCGGAAUCCUUAACUGCUGCUAACUGCUGCGGGGCGCGGCCCCCGGGGCGUGCCGCUGUGGCCAGCACAGCCGCCGUGGCCAGCACACGGCGGAGCGCCACCAGCGUCCAGACAGCAGGGGGACCGCCCUG